This is a messenger RNA of Mycena indigotica, 1206 nucleotides long. RefSeq lists its product as uncharacterized. The record is from RefSeq and is a predicted model, not a curated record. The transcript has 2 exons. Lineage: Eukaryota; Fungi; Basidiomycota; Agaricomycetes; Agaricales; Mycenaceae. Bases 1 to 1206 code for a protein of 401 amino acids.
AUGACCAUAAAUGCCGGAGUACUGCCUAUGGAGCUUCUGCAGCUCAUCGGGGAGAAUGUCGAGAAGCAACACGACCUCCUCGGUUUACGCCUCGUCUCGAAAGCAUUCAGCGUUGUGGCGACCCCUGCAGCCUUCCGCGUCCUUAUUAUACGAGAUAGUGUGGCCAGCGGUGAAUCCUUGGCAGCGCUUCAACAAUGCGGAAAGCCAUCGGUGACCCACUCGGUUUGUGAGAUUGUUUUCGAGGGAGACCCAAAAGUUCGUCCGCAAACUGUCAGCUAUUGGAGAGAUACUCCUCAGUCAGAUUAUGAAGCUCGAAGAACAUCCCUGGCAAAGUCUUUUGCGGGUUUAGGGAACUUUCCGAACCUCAGCCAUCUCAAACUCAACUUCCACGAUACGUGGGAAGAGGAAUACGAGAAUGAGCCUCCCGAGAAUCCCACUCACUUCCUUCAACUUCAACUGGAUCUAUUUGCAGUCCUCUCAGAUAACCCGGUGCCAACAAUCGUCGCUUUGACCCUACACAACAUCAUCGGGGCUCCACACGACCUCUAUCGUCAAGAACAAUUUCUGGCCAUCUUCCAUCAUCUCGACUUUCUCGAGAUCUCGAUUCUUUACGCUAAGUACAUUGAUGUCGGUGGUUACUACAUCCAAUACCCAAUUCAACUUUUCUGGCAAUCCGACAUACAUGGCAUCUUGCUCAACGCGAAUGCUGUGAAAACUCUCGUCCUUCGUAGUGACCAUCCAGUUGGCUCAGACCCGGUGCUGCCUCUGACUGAUCUGAGCUUCCCCCAACUACGCUCACUGACUCUUCAAAAAUUCUGCAUUCUUCCGCACGAUCCAACCGCUGAUGUCUUACCAUUCAUUCUUCGACACAACUCUACUCUCAUUCGUCUCGAAUUAUACGACUGUUCUGUUGAUGGAGGCGAGGACCAAUGCUAUGGCUAUCCUCGGCCUUGGCAUAUCGUGUUCAAUAUGCUCCAAUUUGGACUCGCCAAUUUGCAUCACUUUGUUCUAGAGAACGGGGAUGCGACGCCCGAGGGAGUUGACAGGCGGUUCUCGUAUACAUUUCUGCCUAACAGCGAUUAUCGCUACGCCCGACUUGGAAUGGGCCAGGACCAUGGCCUCGAUGAUGGACUGCCUGUGGAUAAUGCAGACGACUUGAAAGCACUGGAGGCAUUUCUCGCCACCCUCGAUUCCAGACAUCGAUGA